Molecule: messenger RNA, 3786 nt
Organism: Phaeodactylum tricornutum CCAP 1055/1
Lineage: Eukaryota; Bacillariophyta; Bacillariophyceae; Surirellales; Neidiaceae
Exons: 1
Coding region: 185-2905 (906 amino acids)
Molecular function (GO): O-methyltransferase activity
Source: RefSeq, a predicted model, not a curated record
UGAAAAUCUGACAGUCACUGAAAAAAUAGACCAAAGGCAACGCUCACCAAAGCCAACACUCACCAAGGUCAACACACACACUAGAUAGAGAGUUGCUCGCCCUGGUCCCCAAGUUUGAGCCGCGCACCGUUCGUUGGCUUUACGCUUGAAACAAUCGUUGUCUCUCUCCUCGAGCAGAAAAAUCAUGAACUUGGAAAGGCUACUCAUACAGCUAGUCUUAUUCAUGCUGCCACUAUCUUAUCGGUGCUCGCUUGUGAGCGGUCGGAGAAGUAUCUCUACACCAUCAUUUAUUGUCCGACGAACGGCUUCGAGAACGUAUUCGGCCAGUGGUUGGGGUUCUUCCGGACCACCGCUCAUGGCAUCAACGUUGCGUGUGCAGGGAGUCCCGACCAAUCUGGAACUGGUGGAACAACGGUUGGCGACAUUCCGUGCCAAAAAGGAUGCCCGUGGUCGGGCAGUACAGCAAUCUAACGAACGCAAUCAACGGCUCAAACGACUUCUAUACAACACUACGGAUAGUCACACCGUCCCCAUCUUGUACGCCAUUAAGGUUUCGGUAUGUGACGAACUCCGACAAGAGCUCAAGCUAUCGGGACGGGAAAAACGUGGACGCGUCUUUGUCGAACAAGAAUCGGCGGUGGUCACUUCCUUAAAUGCUCUCAAGUUUGAGCUACACUCAUUCUUCCGAGCCCUACGAAAAUCGUCCUUUAUAUUGUCGGCGGGAUUUCCCGUCAUCGAAGAAGACGGCACGAUCAUUAGUUCCGCCGAAAACGCGACCGAUGGGUUUUGGGACGUUACCACAGACGAGGAUGUGGCGCGGACUUUCCGGGUAGCCGAUGAGCUCUUUGCGGAAAAACGACACUUGCUGAAGCGACCGGCCAUUGUCAUCCACGUGCGCCGUGACCCCAACGCACCCUUACCCCCGCGGCCUCCAGCGUAUCUGCAGAGCAUGCCGGAUCCCAAUCAGAGCAAAUCCAUGACAAUGCUAAGCUUUUACGCCUUCCCGCCGGAGGGAAUUGCGGAUCCAGAAGACUUUGCCCAAACGUUGCGGAAACUUUGGAAACCUUUUCACGCACUUGGACGAGUCUACGUUGCACAAGAAGGCGUAAAUGCCCAAAUGAGUGUCCCAACCAAUGUCCUAGAGCAAUUUCGUACCUGCUGCCGUGAAAUACGAGAGCUCGGAACGUAUAUGGAGAACGGUAUCAAUAUCGAUCCAAAACCUUUGACUGUGGAGGAUUUUGCGACGGCCGGUGUUCCUGUCAACGGAAAGCCGGCACCUCCAUUCCGUAACCUGCAUGUUCGAGUCCGCAAUCAGAUUGUGGCAGAUGGGCUUGAUCAGUCUCUCGACUGGCAGUCAGCUGGAUACGACAUGCCUCCCAUGGAAUGGCAUGAAAAGGUCAAAGAAGCCAAGACUCUGCGUGAGGAGGGCAGGGAAGAAUUCGCUCCCCUGAUUAUUGAUUGUCGAAAUACAUACGAAACGAGUGUGGGACGAUUCGAAGGAGCCGAACCUCUGGAGACGGAAUCAUUUCGAGAAACUUGGGAGGUGCUCAAGGACCGUUUGGCGAGGACGCCCAAGGAUGCCCCCAUUAUGAUGUACUGCACCGGCGGAAUCCGUUGCGUCAAAGUUGGGGCGUACGUAACACAGGAAAUGGGCUUCACGAAUGUGUCACGAUUGGCUGGGGGAAUUAUUGCCUACGAUCGAAAGCUUAGCGAGGAGGCCAAGGAAGAAGAACCGAUGUUCAAAGGAACCAAUUUUGUGUUUGACGGAAGAUUGGGACGCGCAAUUACAGAUGAUACGUUGGGGAGCUGCAUAACUUGUGCAGCCGAGACAUCACUCGUGAGCAACUGCCUCAACGACAAUUGCCAUCAACGAAUGAUUCAGUGUCAGGACUGCAAAACUGCCUUCCAUGGCACAUGCUCAGAUGCUUGUCGCAAUAGAGUGCUCAACGGUUUGAUGAGUCCUCGGCGUGGAUUGGUAUCCUCAGGUGUAGCUUUGGAAAGUAAGACGGACUCGAUCGUCUACAGCUCUUUGGACGACUACAGUAUGGGUCAUUCGUCUCCAACUCCAUCAAUAUAUCGCGAACUUGAAUUCAAUACAAAGGCGCUCAUUCCGACUGGAUCGCAUAUGGUCUCAGGGGCGUCACAAGGGCGUCUCUUAGCGCAACUGGCUUCCAUGUCACGUGAGGGUCGCGUUCUGGAACUGGGGACUUUUACAGGAUACGCAACCGCUUGUCUUUUGGAAGGAGCCUCAAACGCUGCCAAUGUUAUAGGGAUGACACGUGGCAACCGUGAGAGUGGUGCUUUUGUUAUGAGUAUGGAAAGGGAUCAACGCGCUUUUGACGUAGCGGUAGCACAGAUGAAAAUUCUGGCAGGAAGCGGGCAUGGUGAAGAAGCCUCCGAAGCCUUAUGUGCUCUACGAAAUGGUGGACUAGACAGGAUUCCGUCCAAUAUCAAGAAAUUUGUCAGACUAGAGUAUGACGGAGGCACGGUGGGAUGCGAACUGUUCCACGUUACCGAUGCAUUGGCUACCAUGGAAGAGAUGGCAGCGGGUAGAGGCGAUGUUCAGCCAGCCCCUUUCGACUUGGUCUUUGUAGAUGCCGACAAAACGCGGCUUUUGGAAUAUACGGAAGCUUGCUUGUCCAGUGAUCGUGUUUUGAAAAAAGGCGGUUUCAUAGUGGUCGACAAUGUCCUUUGGAAGGGAUUGGUACUAGAAGCUUCUGCUGGGCAUUUUGCCUCCAUGGUGGAAGACGAAACGACGGAAGAGCUGGAGCGACGGAAGAAUCGCCGAGCCCGAAAACUGGCAAACAAAAUGCACCGCUUCAACAGCGAAAUUGUAAGGGAUCCACGGGUAGAGGUAUUAGUACUACCCAUACGAGACGGGCUGAGUGUGAUUCGGAAAAAAUAACGCAAUUAAAAAUAAAAACGGAAGUCUUGAUCUAAUUCGUACUUGGACUUUCCUCUUGGCUCUGGUCUUGUGGAUGGCCUUCCAGCUUACUGGCAACCUUCUCGGCCACCCAAAAGACCGCUUUGCCGACAUUGUUGACCCCGCGUUCGACUAGAUUGUGCCGUUUCACAAAGUCAGCUGUCACCGUCCAGCCGUAAACGAAGGUUUGCUUGGUCUUCUCUAAAAUACCGUGUGUUUGAUCAAUCUGUUGUGCCUUUUCCCAAGUUUCUUGAACAACAACUUUGGAUCGGUCCACAAUGUGAUGUUCUUCGUCGAUUCGUCGAGCUUUGGAACGGGCUUCCAAGGCGAUUUCACCGACGGCUCUUGCCGUAUCACCCGCCGCGCCGGGCUUAUUACAGGCAUAGGCCGCCCCUAGGCCCAACAACAAGCCGAAGAGCGGUCCGCCUAACAGUCUGUAGGAGAACGGAAAAUAGAAUCGAGGGUGAGGAAUCACGAUAAGGUUGUUCAAGAUAUUGUGUCGCAUCAUCAUCAAAUAAAACGUACAGUCCGAAUACCCCCGAAGCGACCCCAGCUCCGACAACAGUUUCCUCCUUCCUCAAUUCUUCUUCAGUUGGGAAAAGGGGAAUAUCGUCGUCGUAUUCGUGCAUCGUUGGGUCACUCGGUAGGGAAGACGCAUCCUGAUCCUCAUCGUCGAUGAUGGUUGCGUCCAAACUUAGUAUAUCCACCGGUGCGGGGUGAGCUUGCACCAAAGGAGCUUCGUCCUCUUCGUGGCCUUGGUCGUAUACUGAUGUCUUCGUUUCGGUCAUGGUGCAGUGUGGUGGGGUCCCUCUUGUUCGGUGCCUUGUCGGUGUGCGGCGGCUGUUGGAUGUGGUAUCUUCUUG